Molecule: messenger RNA, 4545 nt
Organism: Stegostoma tigrinum
Lineage: Eukaryota; Metazoa; Chordata; Chondrichthyes; Orectolobiformes; Stegostomatidae
Gene: setd3
Product: SET domain containing 3, actin histidine methyltransferase
Exons: 14
Coding region: 129-1997 (622 amino acids)
Biological process (GO): peptidyl-lysine dimethylation; positive regulation of transcription by RNA polymerase II; actin modification
Molecular function (GO): protein-L-histidine N-tele-methyltransferase activity; transcription coactivator activity; histone H3K36 methyltransferase activity
Source: RefSeq, a predicted model, not a curated record
AGGCUGAGAGGUAGCAUCAAGCUUGACUGACUGGGGUGAUUUUUUCAAUCUGCUGUGACUGCCGGUUUAUUUUUCCUUCAACAGACAACUGCGGUGUUCAGGAAAAUCUUCAAGAAAAUACAGGGAAAAUGCAUAGUGUUCAGCAAAUGUCUGGUCACGAUCUGGGAGCAUUGAAAAGGAGAACAAUGGGCAAGAAAAGUAGAGUCAAAACGCAGAAGUCAGGAGGUGGAGCGACAGCAACUGUUUCUACAAAGGAAAUAAUGAAUCUGAUAACAGAAUUACUGCAAAAAUGCAGCAAUCCUUCCACAGUACCUGGAAAGGAAUGGGAAGAAUACGUGCAGAUCCGUGGCUUGGUUGAGAAAAUUCGUAAAAAGCAGAAAGGAUUGUCGGUUGUCUUUGAUGGGAACAGAGAACAGCACUUUGAUGAACUACUGCAGUGGGCAGCUGACUGUGGAGCCUCAACUGAGGGUUUUGAAAUCACUUAUUUUCCAGAAGAGGGCUAUGGUUUAAAGGCAACUAAAGACAUUAAGGCAGAAGAACUUUUUUUGUGGAUCCCCAGAAAAAUGCUGAUGACUGUUGAAUCUGCCAAAAAUUCUGUGUUGGGUCCAGUUUAUACCCAGGACCGGAUUCUACAAGCCAUGGGAAAUAUUACCCUUGCGUUUCACCUGCUUUGUGAACGUUUGAAUCCCAAUUCCUUCUGGUUAUCCUACAUUAAGACACUACCUAUGGAGUAUCACACCCCUUUGUAUUUUGAAGAGGAAGAAGUGCACUACCUCCAGUCAACGCAAGCCAUCCAUGAUGUUUUCAGUCAGUAUAAAAACACCGCUCGCCAGUACGCUUACUUCUAUAAACUUAUCCAGACCCAUCCAAAUGCUAGCAAAUUGCCCUUGAAGGAAUCUUUCACCUUUGAUGACUACAGAUGGGCUGUCUCUUCUGUCAUGACACGCCAGAAUCAAAUUCCAACUGAAGAUGGCUCCCGAGUCACUUUGGCUCUUAUACCUCUGUGGGAUAUGUGUAAUCACACCAAUGGCUUGAUUACAACUGGUUACAAUCUGGAGGAUGAUCGUUGUGAAUGUGUCGCUCUACAGGAUUAUAAAGCCGAAGAUCAGAUCUAUAUUUUCUAUGGUACUCGUUCCAAUGCUGAGUUUGUGAUACAUAAUGGAUUUUUCUUCGAUAAUAAUUCGCACGACAGAGUGAAAAUAAAGCUGGGAGUGAGUAAAAGUGACCGCCUUUAUGCUAUGAAAGCAGAAGUUUUAGCUCGUGCUGGCAUACCAACGUCCAGUGUAUUUGCCUUGCACUGCAGUGAACCUCCUAUCUCAGCCCAGCUGUUGGCGUUUCUCCGUGUCUUCUGCAUGAGUGAAGAUGAAUUGAAAGAACAUCUUGUGGGAGAACAUGCAAUCGAUAAGAUCUUUACCUUGGGAAACUCUGAUUUCCCAGUAAGCUGGGAUAAUGAAAUCAAAUUGUGGACUUUCCUUGAAACCAGAGCUGCACUCCUCUUAAAAACAUAUAAAACUACUACUGAGGAUGAUAGGUCACUGCUUGAAAAGCCAGAACUGUCCUACCACACCAAGAUGGCCGUCCAGCUCCGCACAGCAGAGAAGGAGAUCUUGGAAAAGGCAGUGCAAAGUGCUGCUACAAAAAGAGAGCACUUUAUAGAACGCCAAGACAAAGGUGCACCACUUCCCAAAUAUGAGGAAAGUAACAUCGCCAUGCUAGAGAACACUGCAACAGACUCCAAAAUUCCAAUGGUGCUGGGAAACCUAAACAUUGAUGAUGAAGGAGAGCAGGAUUUGAAUUUAACGGAAGCCCUCGGGAAGGCAAUUGUAGAAGGGGGAGGCAUCGUGAAUGGAGAGAGCACUUUUCCCAUUGGUACCAAUCCCAAAGAUCAUGAAAACCCUGAACAGGAAGACAAUGCCAAAGAGACCGGAGAUACCAUAAAGACUAUAUCAGAAAAGAAUGAGCACAUUAAAACAGUAGAAAUUGGAGAACAAUCAUGAAAUAUAUUGAAAAAAGAUGCUUAUCUUUAGGUGAAGUGGAAAUGGGAACUCUGAACAUUUCUAUAGCUGAAAGUGCAGCGCAUUUGAUCAUGUCCUUUUAAGGUGAGAUGAGUUGUAGCUGAAGUGUCUUGUCAAGGGAGCUUACUUUCUUUUAAAAUUUCAGUUUGUUUAAAAGAAGUGGUCUUCAAAUAGCUUCCAGCUUAAUUUUGCCUAUUCCCAUUGUUGGAUUUGAAUACUGGGAGGACUGUCAACCAGUUUAAAUGAAAUUUUCAGCAUCAAAAUUCAGUCAAUUAAAACUUUUUUUUUAGCUCUACAGAAUGAAAUCUAACAGUGAAACAGUGGUGUAAAGUAAUUCUUUUUGAUUUAGUAACAUGUGUAUGUUGUUUGGUACACAAGUUUAAAAAAAUUGUGCUUUUCAACACAAUAUUCAUUUUGUUUCUACAUAUGAAGAAUUUCCACAGGAGUGCAGACUCAUAUGCACUCAAAUGCAUCCACAGUGACCACAAACCAGUUGCCCCUUGUUGACUAUUAUAAUCAGGUGGUUACUAUUUCUAGUUUUUGUUUUUUAUUGGUGCAAAGAAUAUCAAGUGGUGAGUGAGUAACCAACUGGUAUGUCAUAGACUGAAUGUCAUGGUUCCAUAUGUCUGCUGUAGACACGUUGUAAGCAUUAUAUGUAACCACAAGAUAGGGGUUGAUAUAGAAUUCUGAAGUAUGACUUCCAGUGAGGCUCAACUUUCUGACUGGGCAAACUGAAGUGCCAAGCCUUUUACAACCACAGCAUAGAAACUCAUAAAUCCUUAGAAGCUCCAGAGUCUUUGAUGUUGAUUGGUUCAUACAUUUGGCACCAGUGUCAUCUGCAAACAGUUAAGGAAAUCUAGACUAAUAUUUUCUGUUUGAGCCUGUGAUAAUUUAAACUGGUGUGGUCCUUAGUUCCCAUGAGAAUGUUAGUGCUAUUUGUUUGGAUCCCUCAACCAAAGGCAUAUCCCAUCUGCAAAAGACUGUGGACAGAUGGCUACCAGAACUGGGUUUUCUUCUACUUAUAAACAUGGAAUUCUGUUAGUGCUAAGGUUUAAUGACCUUCGUAAACUGAUGAUCCAACAUAAUCAAAACACAAAGGACUAAUCCCUUUUUGUCCCCUCCACAUCCCUCUACCCAAGUGAUUGAUGACAUUACCUUAUCAUAAUCAAAGUCAUCCAUAUUCUUACUUUUAGACUGAAGUUGUCACUCUGACUGUAUAUUGGAUGACCAUAUCCUAUUUUGACGGGUUAAAAUGAAUUAAUAGUACAGUGAUUAUUAUGAGGAAACAAAUUUGUUCUCUUUCAAAUACUGAGUAAACAGCAUGGUUUAAAUUAAAGCAUAGGUACAAUUCAAUACCACCUCCUGUGAUAGAUGUUAAAACUUGCACCCAUAAUCAUUUGACAAUUUGCUAAUUUCACCCCCUCCCCACCCAUCCCCAAAUUUCGACCCAACUGAAAAUUGUACUCAUAUGGUGCUGGGCACAACUUGAUUUGGACAUUUUUCACAAAACAUCUACUUCAGCUCUGAAUCAGAUUUAACUAAUGUUAUGAUUGAAAUGUAUUAGAAUAUUGUGUGCUGAGAUGUUGCCUUGACUGAGUGUCAUACAGCUAAUGUCCACUCUUCAAAAUUCAAAUUUGUUCAAUUUAAGUUAUCAGAUAAUUUAGUAAUUUUCCUACACUAGUUUUCCAACUGGAUUUGUUUUUUUUUAAAUUAUUACCUAACUUCUUUUAAGUGCAAAAUAAGUGUAUAUGAAUGGAGUAAAUUUGGAAAUCUGUUUUCUAAAAAGAAACAGAAAACAGAAUGAAAAUUCUUAGUUCAAACCAAUCCCAUAUAAACAGGCAGUAAUAUAUGUGAUGAUUUAGUGCAAUUAACUUUGCAUCUUUUUCGUACACAAAUGUAAUAAUUACAGCUUAAAUUAUGUUUGAAAUUUAUUUAUAUUAUUGUGAUUAAUAUCGUAUGCAGAACUUAUGCUGAUCUCUGUAUUGAGAAUUAGGAGAACAAUAUUUGAGACAAUGGAGCACCCAUUGUAAUUGAAAAGGGCUAACUACUUUGUCCAUAUUCUAGUCUGUUUACAUUUUGCACAACUUAUCCUAUUUGAAAGAAUACAUGUGAUUUUUGUAAAUUUAGCAGUUUAUGUACUAUCCGCUUUAAUAAUUUACCCACUGUAUUAUUUGUUUAACACUUUGGAAACUAAACAGCAAUUUUUUAUUUUGAACAAUUGUCUUUUCUUAGUUUUUGAUUUGUAAGAGAAGUCUUCUUUAACAUCUUCUCUAACUCACUAAUUAGAUCAUUGCUACUUUGUCCUCCAAAGUGUGGACAAAACAUGAAGCACUGUAUGUUUUAAAUGUUUCUUUAAUGAAAAUGUAAUUAUCUGCACUGUUCAUGUAAAUUUUAGACCAGAUGCUCUACAACCUUGAAUACAUUAAAGAGGAUCGAUUGAAUGUAAAACUUUGAAGAAAAGGCCACCGUUCUUAGUGAAAUGAUGUUAUUUUCCCCUAGAAACUUUAGGUUGCAUUUCCCUUGAACACAG